Molecule: messenger RNA, 936 nt
Organism: Cryptococcus wingfieldii CBS 7118
Lineage: Eukaryota; Fungi; Basidiomycota; Tremellomycetes; Tremellales; Cryptococcaceae
Exons: 1
Coding region: 1-936 (311 amino acids)
Source: RefSeq, a predicted model, not a curated record
AUGUCGGAGGAGCAACCCAGAGCGCUUGCCAUCCGAUCUAUCCGCGAAUCAAACCCCUAUGUUGGGCGGCAACUAAGCCAACGAGCCAGCCAGUUUCCUCUUCGCUCACAGCUCGUCACCUCCAUGACGGACCGCCUCAAUAACAAUGCCCCCUCCGUCGCCAGCAAGAUCACUUCUCGAGUGUCUGAUUGGGGUACUCUGGAGGUGAACGGAACUUUGGGGACAGUUAUGGCUACCCCCGAUGGACUGCAAGCCAAAGUGUCGUACAGUUGGAGGACUUGGCGGCCUGAUCAUACCGGAGUUGUCGAUACGAAUAUAGAAGCGAGAAUGACUGCUGAUAUGUGGCAGCCUAUUGCACCUAUAAGGCGGGCAUCAACAGGCCCUUCGAGCAGCAAUCCGUGGGAUCCGAUGACAGUGACGGAUAUCGUCAACAAACAGCAUGCGCGAAUUGUGAAGAGAGCCGGGGACAAGGCAAAGCGGGAGUUGAGGUCAAAGAUCACUGAGCUUGAAAGCAGCGCAUACGAUGAGAUGGCUAAGUCUACUGAAGAAGUGCUGGAUAACUUGUAUAACAAGAAUGACUUUGCCGGGAAACUCGACACAGCUCACCACGCGCUACAAUCAAAAUUAUCAGAAUCUUACUUGCCGUUUGUCGUUGCCACCAAGGCGACUGUCCCAGGAGGAAUAGACGGAAAUGGUGACCCAAGCUCUUUCUACUAUUAUACCAGCGGUACCCUCACAAGUGAUGGUCCAGACCAACUCACUUUCAAAGGUACAUACGAGGGCACGGCAUUCCGAGGCGCAGGUGAUGAUGAAGAUGAUGAAGAGGUUUUGGAGCUGUUACCGUGUGACUUCGAUGUCUCGGUAUCACCGGAUGAAGUGAAAGAGUACAAGAGCUAUUUGGCGUCCUUCCAUGGGGCUAUGGAUCUCGAUGAGUAA